Molecule: messenger RNA, 3577 nt
Organism: Rhineura floridana
Lineage: Eukaryota; Metazoa; Chordata; Lepidosauria; Squamata; Rhineuridae
Gene: LRRN2
Product: leucine rich repeat neuronal 2
Exons: 2
Coding region: 640-2790 (716 amino acids)
Molecular function (GO): protein binding
Source: RefSeq, a predicted model, not a curated record
CGGAAAAGAAAGGAGAAGCAAGUGUGUGAGUGUCUGAGGUGGCGCGGAGGGGGGAGGAGGAACGCGAAUCUUUUUCCCGGCUGCUUCCUAAGCAACUACCUAGAAAGGAGAGAGAGCGGGAAAGGAGGGACCAUCUCCAAGGCAGACUCUUCUGCCAUCCUCUCCACCCGGGUGGGGGAGUCUGUGCAACCUCCUGAGCUUCGUCUGGGCCACAGAACCGUCACUCCCCCCGCCGUCAGCCUCCUUCUGUCUGCCAACUCCAGGGAUCCGUCUGAGCCAGAUGUGCGUGCCUGGAUGGCAGGGAGCAGCAGAUAGGCAAACAACAGCAGCAGAGCUGGCCGGGAGGAGAGAGGAGAAUCCAAGGGUGCAGCCUUAAGAAAAAUCCUCAACGAUGCAAGCAAGAGAAAAAAUGAAUCACCUAUGGAGGAGGAAAAGGAGAAGCUCUGAUUAGACAGCAAAGUGCCACUUGAUCUGUUACAAUGACCUCUUCAGCUGAGAAAGCCUCUUACCCCUAGCACAACACCCUCCCUUAGGAACAAUAACCCAUCCAUGAAAGCAUCCAGAGGUGGUCAGGCAGUGGCUAUUUGCUGACUGCUCUUACCCCUUUCUAGGUUUUUUUUUGUCCAUGCUGAGUUCCAAAUGUGUCCUGUAAAAGCUUACACCUUGCAUGGAAGUUGGACCUGCCACUUGAAAAUGAGACACUUCCAACUGAACUUGCUUCUCAUCUGUAUGGCAACCACCACUGCAAUUCCUGUUGUACCCUGGAAGGUCAGAUGUCCACUGCAAUGUGUCUGCCAGAUCAGGCCAUGGUACACACCCAGGUCUGUGUACAGGGAGGCAGCCACGAUUGACUGUAAUGAUUUGUUUAUCUCCACAGUGCCUGAAAGCUUGCCAGAGGGGACCCAGAUCCUUCUCUUGCAAAGCAACAAUAUUGCCAAGGUUGAGCAGAGUGAGCUGGACUAUCUGAAAAACCUGACAGAACUAGAUCUGUCACAGAACAGCUUCUCUGACAUUUUGGACUUUGGCCUGAAAAAUGUGCCCCGGUUGCUGAGUCUUCACCUGGAAGAGAACCAGCUGGCUGAACUGCCUGAUAACAGUUUCCCAGGCCUGUCAAAUCUCCAGGAGCUUUAUCUUAACCACAAUCAAAUACGCAGGAUUUCACCCCAAGCCUUCUCAGGCCUUGGAAACCUUCUUCGGCUCCACCUCAAUUCCAACUUCCUGAGGACAGUUGACUGCCGCUGGUUCCAAGUAUUGCCCAGUCUGGAGAUCCUCAUGAUUGGAGGCAACAAAGUUGAUGCCAUUUUGGAUAUGAACUUCAGAGCACUGUCAAAUCUGAGGAGUUUGGUUCUGGCUGGAAUGAACCUGAAGGAGAUUUCAGAUUAUGCACUAGUAGGCUUGAAAAGUCUGGAGAGUCUGUCUUUCUAUGAUAACAAGCUGGUCAAUGUCCCAAAACGGGCACUGCAGCAAGUCCCUGGUCUCAAAUUCCUAGAUCUGAACAAAAACCCACUUCAGAGGAUUAAGCAGAGUGACUUCACAAAUAUGCUCCACCUCAAGGAACUGGGACUCAACAACAUGGAGGAGCUGGUUUCCAUUGACAAGUUUGCCUUGAUCAACCUGCCUGAACUGACCAAACUGGAUGUGACAAACAACCCUAAACUGUCCUACAUCCACCCCAGUGCUUUCCACCACCUCCCCCAAAUGGAGACCCUCAUGCUCAACAACAAUGCCCUAAGUGCCUUGCACAAGCAGACACUAGAAUCUCUCCCUAAUCUGCAGGAGAUCAGCAUCCAUAGCAACCCCAUCCGCUGUGACUGUGUCAUCCGCUGGGUCAAUAGUACAGAGAACCACAUUCGCUUCAUUGAGCCUCAGUCCACGUUAUGUGCUGAGCCUCCAGACCUAAAAAGGAAGCACAUCCGUGAUGUCCCUUUUAGGGAAAUGACUGACAGGUGCCUGCCCCUCAUCUCUGACAAAAGCUUUCCUUCCCAUUUAGAGGUGAUGAACGGUGAGGAUGUCUCUCUCCAUUGCAGAGCUCUGGCAGAACCAGAACCAGAGAUCUACUGGGUCACCCCAUCAGGUCUCAAGCUGAUGCCCUACUCAGAGGAUGAAAAGUAUAAAGUGUACCCUGAAGGGACAAUGGAGAUCCACAAAGUUACAGCACAGGAGGCUGGCCUGUACACAUGUAUGGCUCAAAAUCUCAUUGGUGCGGAUACCAGAAGCAUCAGUCUGACGGUCAACAGUUUUUUCCCCAUGAGUGAGGACACUCUAGAGCUGCUGGUGAAGGAAGUACAGGCCUACCACAUCCUGGUUGCUUGGAAACCUCAUCUCAAUACUGUUUCUUCUAACCUCACAUGGUCUAGCUUCAACCCCAGCUUGGACAUGAUGAGUGUGGCCCGCAUCCCAACAGGCACUCACACAUACAACAUCACACGGCUGCACCACAGCAUGGAAUACUGGGCCUGCCUUCAUGUAGCCUUUGUAGACUUGCAGAGCAAAGUGGCCUGUGUCAAUGCUAGGACUAAAGAGGCUCAAUACCAGUAUCCGAAAAGGAGGCAGAGUGUCCUGAUGGUGUUGUCUCUUUUCAUUUUGUUGCUGUCUAUUAGCCUUAUAGGCAACUAUGGUUUGGGUAUUUUCAAGCCACAGCCUGGGAGCCAUGCAGCCUGCACACCAUGGAAAUCAGGCUCAUCUUCAGUGCGCGUAGUAUAUCCAACUUUAAUCAAACACUGGGAUCAAGGGAGAAAAAGUGAGACACUCCUAGCCAUGGAGGUACAAGCAACACCACUAGACUCUUGAAGGUUGCUGGGAGUUUUCCCCCUGGGAGGGUGGGCAAGAGGAUCUGGUGGAUUUUUUAAAAUUACCAAAUAUAAACAAGAAAAAAUGCUCAACCAUGAAAACAAUAAGCAUGGAGGAUGAAGAGGACAAAGUGUCCCUUUGGGUGCCUCUUACCCACCCAAAUCACCAGUUUGGCCAAACCAAUUUUCCUUUAUACCAAGACAGACAAUCCAUUUUAUUUUUAAUGAAGGGGGUUCCUGCAAAGACAGGUAGUGCCCAGAGUAGACAGCAUGGGCUUGAAAGCACCACGCUUGGCAUCUCAAGUUUCCUUGGCUCCUUACAGGCAACCUGUGGGUUCUCUGCUACCAAUAUACAUUUUGUUCAGCAAAUUGCUGCUCUCCUGGAAAUACAAAAAAGCCUUUUCCUUGUAUGUAAGUGUGUAUUACCCAUCGAGAAUCUAAUCUUGAACCAAAUCCACCAAGCCUCUUCUUGUGGGCUGCAUGGUUUGCCUCCUUGGGACCUCCUCAAGGAAGAUGAAUUUGAUGGGAAGGCAACCUUAUGGGGCUAGGAAAUCACAAGUAACAAUAAUGAUCCUCAGAACAAUGAAUGCAUCCUUGAAUCCAUUAGCAACGUCAGUUAGCAAAAAUGGACAGGACCUCAAAAGUGGAUUGGAGCUUAAUUCAAGGCUAUUUUGUAAACUUUUGUGAAUAAUGUUUAAAAAAAGGAAGAGGGAGGGUGAAGAAAUUCCUGCUUUUCUGAUUUUUGUAAAGAAAGAAAGAAAAAAAAAUCCUUUGUAUACCAAUCUACC